AUGACAUCUCACAGAGCCGAUGCCAGCAAUCUGCUUGACAACCGAGGCUACUCCGGUCCACUAGUACGUGGCGUGAACCCUGCCACGCUCUUCGAGAAAGCUGUCCGCGACCGCAUCACAGACUCCUACUACUGGAAGGAACAGUGCUUUGGAUUGAAUGCGGCAACAUUAUGCGAUCGUGCCGUUGAACUAACAUCCAUCGGUGGUACAUACGGCACAUCCGAGAAACCGUCCCCGUUCCUAUGUCUCGCAUUCAAGCUCCUCCAACUCAACCCCGAACGCGACGUGGUGCUAGAAUAUCUCAAUUUCAGUGACCCCGAACUCGACACGAAUGAGGCAGAAGGAGAAACCGCAGCAGGGGAACGGGAGCAAAACAGUGUCCUCAAGCAGCGUGGGGACUUCAAAUAUCUCCGCGCUCUAGCGGCGUUUUACGUGCGGUUGACCUUCGAGCCCGUAGAAGUGUAUAAGACACUAGAACCGCUUCUUCUCGAUUACCGGAAGCUCAAACGACGGAUCCGCGACUCUUUUACUUUGACUCAUGUGGACGCGUUCAUCGAUGAUCUCUUGACCAAGGAUCGCGUGUGCGGUACAAGUCUGUGGAAGUUGCCCUCCCGGCAACAGCUCGAGGAUCUAGAUCUGUUGGAGGAGCGGGAAAGCCCAUUAGCAGCAGAGCUGGAGGAAAUGGACCGGAGCGAUGAUGGGAACGAUCGUGCGAGCGAGUCUCGAUCCGAUGAUGACUGAGUUCGUUCGUCUGGCGGUGUGAAGCCACAUUAUUAUCCUCCUUCCCUUAUCUGCUGCGGUAGCUAUCACGAUAGCGCUGUUCUACCUCUUCAUGGCUCUGCAUAGCCAAAGCAUAGCGUGCUUCGAGGUUGGUCCAACCUGAUCGCACCAACCGGAUCGCACCGUGG
Molecule: messenger RNA, 908 nt
Organism: Aspergillus ochraceoroseus IBT 24754
Lineage: Eukaryota; Fungi; Ascomycota; Eurotiomycetes; Eurotiales; Aspergillaceae
Product: PRP38 family protein
Exons: 1
Coding region: 1-741 (246 amino acids)
Cellular component (GO): precatalytic spliceosome
Source: RefSeq, a predicted model, not a curated record